This is a messenger RNA of Plasmodium yoelii, 918 nucleotides long. RefSeq lists its product as uncharacterized. Lineage: Eukaryota; Apicomplexa; Aconoidasida; Haemosporida; Plasmodiidae. Bases 1 to 918 code for a protein of 305 amino acids. The record is from RefSeq and is a predicted model, not a curated record. The transcript has 3 exons.
AUGGAUGCCAAAGUGUGUGAAAAAUUCGAGAAUGUAUGGAAUGAUUUUCCCAAUACACUGACCGAUGAUGGAAAGUAUCAACUUAAAGAUAAAACUUUUUUAAAUAGUUAUUGUUUUAAUUAUAAAUGUGAUAGUGAUCUCGGAAAAAUUAAUGCCGGAUUUUUUUAUUUGCUUAAUCAAUUUUUUGGGAGUUCUGAGUUAUCGCAUUAUGGGAAAAAUAAUAUAAAUAUUGUUGAUUAUAUUAUCCUAUGGUUAAUUUAUAUGUUAACCCUAAAGGAAAAUUCAUUUAAUAAUAGUAUAAAAUAUUUUUAUACUACACUUAUAAAGAGUGAUGUAAAGUAUGAAAGUACUGUAGACAAUGUUAAAGAUUGUCAUAAUUUUAAGGAUAUUAUAGAUAAAAGACAUGAUUUGACGAAAGAGGACAUGGAUAAAAAUAUUAUAUCUACAUUGCAUGAUGCAUUUAAAUUAUUAUGUGGAAUGUAUACUGUUUUUAAUGAUAACACAUCAAAUUGCGCAAAAUGUUUGGGAAAGGCUAAUGAAUUUGCUAACAAAUAUGAAGAACUUAAGAAAUAUUAUAGUAAUACUAAAAACAGUUCAUUUAGUAAAAUAUUAUCUACUUUAUCGACUGAUUAUGAUAAUUUAAAAAAUAAAUGUAACGGUAAUUCAUCCUUUCCAUCGAUAGAAAUAAUACAAAGUUCUGAAAACGAUUCUGUAGAAAUUUCUGGACUAGUUUCUGAAGUUGCAUCAUCAAGUUCGUCGAUAUCAAAGAACUUAUUUAUAGUUUUAUCGAUAUUUGGUGCAAUAGGAUUUUUUUUAGGAAUUUCUUACAAGUAUUCGUUAUUUGGAUUUCGGAAAAGAGUUCAAAAACAAUAUUUAAGAGAAAAAAUAAAAAAUAUAAAGAAGAAAAUGAAUCAUUAA